Molecule: messenger RNA, 843 nt
Organism: Megachile rotundata (alfalfa leafcutting bee)
Lineage: Eukaryota; Metazoa; Arthropoda; Insecta; Hymenoptera; Megachilidae
Gene: bsh
Product: brain-specific homeobox
Biological process (GO): regulation of DNA-templated transcription
Molecular function (GO): DNA-binding transcription factor activity, RNA polymerase II-specific; DNA binding
Source: RefSeq, a predicted model, not a curated record
AUGCAGUCGACUUGCCAGCAACAACAGGCUCAACCGGGUCAAAAUGCUACCUCGGCCAGCAGAACCUCCUUCUUGAUCGAAGACAUUUUAAGCCGCGGCACAGCUCAACCCCAUUCUCCUCAUCAACUUCAUCAUCAGCACCUCACGUCUAAUCAUGGGGUGCAACAUCAGCAGUACCAACAGUUUGCCAGUUUAUUGCCUGGAUACCAUUCGGCACCACCCACCGCCGCUUUCUUUUUGGGACCACUUUUUGGGAACACUGCCAUGGGGGUCGGUGUGGUUCCAGGGGUCAGUGAACUUGCGGCCUUGAAACAUUGUCGUCGACGGAAGGCACGGACAGUGUUCAGUGAUCAACAAUUAGCGGGUUUGGAAGCUAGAUUCGAGGUCCAAAGGUACCUCAGCACGCCGGAAAGGGUCGAGCUUGCGGCGGCUCUUCAUCUCUCGGAAACCCAAGUGAAAACGUGGUUUCAAAACCGACGAAUGAAGCACAAGAAACAAUUGAGGAAAUUGACCACUAGCGGGGGAAGCAACGGUAACCAGAAUUCCAAUCAGCAAUGCACCGGUCAAUCUGUAUCAAUUUCAUCGCCUGCCGAGAGACCAGUGGAUUUUUCGUUAAGCGGUGGCCGAGAAUCGCGAGCGAGCAGCGACGCCCCGGUGGACUCCGACGACGACGAAAUCGACGUCCUAGGCGACGAGACGCCGUCGCCAACGCGAAACAAUAACAUCCACGUGUCCAGACACAGCGGAUCGCCAACGAGUUUUCAUCAGAUCACGCAUUCUCAUCCGAUUAGCUUGUCUCACCAACCGCAACAUGGUCAAACGAUUCAACGUCAGCAUCGCUGA